AUGGCGGACGUCGCUGCUGUUGAGAUUGAGGAGGGGGGGAUGAAGAAGACUGCUAAGGACUUAUUCGCUGGAGCUGCUGGAGGAAUUGCACAAGUACUGUUAGGCCAACCGUUUGACAUUGUCAAAGUGCGACUUCAGACCACAAACGCAUACCCCAACGCUCUUGUAGCAGCAAAAACGAUCUACGCCCAAGAAGGAGCUCUAGCGUUCUACAAAGGAACACUUACACCACUAAUUGGGAUUGGCGCCUGUGUAUCCGUCCAAUUCGGUGCCUUCGGUUUCGCCAAACGCUACUUCGAAAAUAAGAACUCCUCACUUACCUCACCCAGAUCCAGUUUGAGCUACUCUCAAUACUACGCAGCCGGAGCAUUUGCUGGUAUAGCAAACUCCGUAAUUUCAGGCCCAAUCGAACACGUAAGAAUCAGAUUACAGACCCAGCCACACGGCGAGAAAAGACUCUACUCCGGCCCAUUAGACUGUGUAAAGAAACUUUCCGCCCACGAAGGCGUGCUUAAAGGACUUUACCGCGGCGAAGCAGUAACCAUCCUGCGUGAGGCCCAGGCGUAUGGUGUUUGGUUCCUGAGUUUCGAGUAUAUGAUGAACGCAGAUGCAGCACGCAACAAGAUCGCUCGCAAGGAGAUUCCAAGUUGGAAGGUUGCUUUCUACGGUGGUCUGGCUGGUGAAGCGUUGUGGUUGGGAAGUUAUCCGUUUGAUGUUGUGAAGAGUAAGAUGCAAUCUGAUGGCUUUGGGAAGGAGAAGAAGUACGCUGGGAUGAGGGAUUGUUUUAAGCAGACUUAUAGGCUUGAGGGUGCGAGGGGUUUCUGGAAGGGAAUUGGUCCGACGUUAUUGAGGGCUAUGCCUGUUUCGGCUGGGACGUUUGCGGUUGUCGAGAUGACUAUGAGGGCGAUGAAUGGUUAG
Glarea lozoyensis ATCC 20868 is the source of this 918-nucleotide messenger RNA. RefSeq names its product Mitochondrial carrier. The coding region runs from base 1 to 918 and encodes 305 amino acids. Lineage: Eukaryota; Fungi; Ascomycota; Leotiomycetes; Helotiales; Helotiaceae. The transcript has 2 exons. The record is from RefSeq and is a predicted model, not a curated record. Gene Ontology annotation, biological process: mitochondrial L-ornithine transmembrane transport. Gene Ontology annotation, molecular function: L-ornithine transmembrane transporter activity.